AUGUUUAACGUUAAAUCGCUUAAUAAUGAGAUUGUUGCAAAAAUUGAUUGUCAGGGAUGUCACGAUCAUGUUGAAGUGUCGUUGAGUGAUGGUUCAAGUCGUUCAUGUGUUAUGAUUAAAAAGUUCAUGGAUCAAUGUGCUGAGAGAAUUAAAAGAAUGGAAAUUUAUGAAGAUGAUGUGUGGGUGGUGACAUUUCCAAAGUGCGGAACUACUUGGACACAAGAAAUGGUUUGGCUCGUUAAUAAUGAUCUUGAUUAUGACACAGCAUUUAAUAUUAAUCUCAAUGACAGAUUUCCAUUCUUAGAAUUAAACGGUGUCUUAAACAAGUUUGAUGGGGAUUCUGUUGGAUUGUGUGAGAUGUUAGAACGUCCAAGGCAUAUUAAGUCGCAUCUCCCUGUUUUCCUUCUACCAGACAAACUGUGGACAAUUAAACCUAAAGUGAGCUGAAUUUCUUACAUCAACUAUUGAAAAGAAAUGAAAACUUUCCCUAAUCGUCAGAUAAUUUACGUCGCUCGUAAUCCUAAAGAUGUUGCAGUGUCAUUCUUUCAUCAUUAUCGUCAUAUUGUUGGCUACGAAGGAACACAAGAAGAUUUUACAGAAGCUUUUCUUCAUAAUCAAGUCAUUUAUGCGCCAUUUAACGAUCACGUUCUUGACUUUUGGAACUUACGAAGCAAGUCAAAUGUUUUGUUUCUCUUCUAUGAAGAUAUGAAGAAGAACAUGGCAAAGAUUGUUGAAGAAACUAUGAAGUUCUUGGAAAAGAAUUAUUCAAAUGAUCAGGUUAUGAAGCUUUGUAGACAUCUCUCUGUUGAAUCCAUGCGAGCGAACCCAGCAUGCAAUAACGACUUGCUCGUUGAAAAAGCAAAAUUUCUCAACAGAAAUGGACAAAUCAGUGGGGAUUUUAAAUUCAUUCGAAAAGGCAUUGUUGGAAGUUAUAAAGAUGAAUUUUCACAACAAGUGCAUAAGAAAUUUGAUGCUUUUAUGCAACAUCCACCAUUGAAAAGUAAUCAAUUUACUUAUAGAAUUUAAUUCAAAAAUAAAAGAAAGUUUUUCGGGGGUGUUUGGAGUUAAUUCUUUACCAUUUAAGUAAAAUAAAGACAUUUAAAUUU
This is a messenger RNA of Clunio marinus, 1106 nucleotides long. The record is from the annotation of a GenBank genome assembly. NCBI's taxonomy places the organism in Eukaryota, Metazoa, Arthropoda, Insecta, Diptera, Chironomidae.